Messenger RNA from Prunus avium (sweet cherry), 613 nucleotides. Its product is annotated as EPIDERMAL PATTERNING FACTOR-like protein. The record is from RefSeq and is a predicted model, not a curated record. NCBI's taxonomy places the organism in Eukaryota, Viridiplantae, Streptophyta, Magnoliopsida, Rosales, Rosaceae. Gene Ontology annotation, biological process: stomatal complex development; guard cell differentiation.
UCUCUCUCUCUCUCUCUCUCUCUCUCUCACAGACCACACCACCCCCAUUUAUUCACCUCCUGUUCCUACCUUGCUUUUAUCCAAGCCCUACACAGAUUUAACCCUAAACCUCUUCUCUCUCUCUCUCUCUCUCUCAGUUAAUUUGUUGCUUCUUGGGUCUCUACUGUUUUUUUUUUUUUAAAUUUCAUUUUCAAGGCUUCUGUUUCAAUUUGGUGGAUGACUUCAUGGUGACAGGAUGUGCAUUUUCAUCACCAUGAAUAAUCCAGUUUAUCUUCUCUUCAAAGCCACCAGAGCCAUUAUGCUUCUGCAUUUUCUUCUUCUCUCUCCAGCCUCUUGUUUUAGCACUCAUUCUCUCCGGGGCCUUUUAUUUGAGGAGAAAACCAGGCUGGGAUCCACGCCGCCCAGCUGCCACAACAAGUGCAACCAGUGCCAUCCAUGCAUGGCGGUCCAGGUGCCUACAAUACCCAGCCACGAUCGGGUCGAACCGGGCAUGGCCCGAUCCUUUCCAAUGAUGUUCUUCGAUCCAUCUCAUCCGGGUUCCAACAACAAGUACUCCAAUUACAAGCCUCUGGGUUGGAAAUGCUACUGUGGUGAUCACUUCUUCAACCCUUGA